Molecule: messenger RNA, 5760 nt
Organism: Penicillium paradoxum
Lineage: Eukaryota; Fungi; Ascomycota; Eurotiomycetes; Eurotiales; Aspergillaceae
Product: putative Ras GTPase activating protein
Exons: 2
Coding region: 1-5760 (1919 amino acids)
Biological process (GO): regulation of actin cytoskeleton organization; regulation of GTPase activity
Cellular component (GO): cytoplasm
Molecular function (GO): GTPase activator activity; protein binding
Source: RefSeq, a predicted model, not a curated record
AUGAUGUCAACGCAGUUCCCAUCGCUCAAGCGGGCCCAGACGGACCUUCCCCCGGAGUCCACAAGCCCAUUACGACACGGGUCGACAGCAUCCACGAACUCGUCUGCAUAUUCCGUCGCGUCAAGCUCGUUUGUUCCUAGCCGGACCAGCACCGUAUCAUCCAAUGCGUCGAUACCAAACAGUCUGGGGCACUUCCGAGGGAAGAGCGAGGCAAGCAGUAUAAGCUCAACAGCGACUGUCACGGACACUAUGGAACGAGGCAAUUGGUCGAAUGCUGGAACAGCGUACGACAACAUCCGACGAUCUCUACGACCUCUUCAACAAGCACCCAAUGUCCCAUCCCCAACCGUGAACACUGGGGCCUACCGACAUUCACGAAGCCAAACAAUCGAUCAACCGAACCCUUGGAAGGAAUAUCGACCAAGCACUCCUGAGUCGCGCAAUCUCCAACUCAAAGAGAAUCAGUCUCCGCGUUACAAAACUCCAACCUACGAACCCCAGACCCCGCCACCAGCCACGUCUCCUCAUCACUGGUCCCCUGUGCCUGGAACGUCGCGAUCUUCGUCCCCACAAAAGACAAUUGCUCAUGCUCCACAAUUGACUGCUGCGCUGUCCGCGCCCGAGCUUGAAACGUUCCAAAAAUCAUCGACGGGUCAUCUCAGAACUCUCUCAAGGUUUGCACAAUCCGGCGAGAGUGAAUUUGGAGCAGCUGCCGCUUCUGUGGUGGGUCUACAAGGCCGACGACGCCUGAAGCGGGCGGACUCAGCAGCCGGAAGAAAUGGCGCAAAAUCCCCCGAGAAGCCGAAGCCCUCCUCAUGGGCAGCUGGGAAUUGGAUGGACCAGCAGCGACAAUUCAUUCAAGCGUAUGAGUAUCUCUGCCACAUCGGAGAAGCCAAACAGUGGAUCGAAGAUGUUAUUCAAAAACAGAUCCCGCCAAUUGUUCAGCUAGAGGAAGCACUAAGAGAUGGUGUGACUCUGGCAGAGGUGGUGCAAGCAAUGUAUACGGGCAAAACCCUUCGAAUUUUCCGACACCCCAAGCUACAAUAUCGCCAUUCUGACAAUAUCGCCUUGUUUUUCAGAUUCCUCGAUGAGAUUGAGCUGCCCGAGUUGUUUCGAUUCGAACUAAUCGAUCUGUAUGAGAAGAAAAACCUGCCCAAAGUCAUACACUGUAUCCACGCAUUAUCAUGGCUGCUCUUCAAAAAUGGCAUGUUGGACUUCCGCAUGGGAAACUUGGUUGGUCAGCUUGAGUUCGAACACCAUGAGCUAGAGAAAACCCAAAAGGGACUAGAUAAGUCUGGUGUCAGCAUGCCUAGCUUUGCGGGCAUGGCUGCAAACUUUGGCGCGGAGCCUGAGCCCGAGCCCGAACCAGUUGAGUCAGAGGAGGAUCGUAUUGAUCGAGAACUGCACGAAAACGAAACUUCGAUCUGUGAUUUCCAGGCUCAGAUUAGAGGCGCUAUGAUGCGCUUACAGCUUAGCAACACGAUGAAUGACUUGUGGGACUUUGAACCUCUUCUAAUUGAGCUACAGUCACGCUUGCGUGGAGACUGGGCACGGCAGAUCAGUGAUUACCGGCUAAGCAUGCUUCAGUUUUCAGUUGGGCUGCAGGCCAUCAGCCGAGGCUUCAUUGUACGUCGCCGUCAACAAAACGACAAGCAAUGGCAACAAGCACAAGAGACAGAUGUUUUGAAUUUCCAGAGUCUGAUUCGGGGAUCCAGGGCACGCAUCGAGGCUAGUCGUCUACAAACUCGCGCACGACGAGAAGAGUCCGGCGUCAAGCAUAUUCAGGCCGCGAUCAGAGGUGCUUUGCAGCGGAUGAAUGUUGGAGAUCAAUACAAACAGACCCGACAGCCUGAAAAUGAUGUAACAUCACUCCAAGCAGUCAUUCGUGGCGCAUUGCAACGCAUGCAUGUUGGUCAUCAAUACGAACAGACCCGACAGGCUGAAAGUGAUAUAACAUCACUCCAAGCCAUCAUUCGUGGCGCAUUGCAACGCAUGGAUGCUGGCCAUCAAUAUGAACAGACUCGUGAGGCCGAAAGUGAUGUUAUAUCACUCCAAGCAUUCAUUCGUGGCGCAUUGCAACGCAUGCAUGUUGGUCAUCAAUAUGAACAAACUCGUGAGGCCGAAGGGGCUGUGACAUCACUCCAAGCAAUCAUUCGUGGCGCAUUGCAACGCAUGCAUGUUGGCCAUCAAUAUGAACAAACCCGUGAGGCCCAAAGUGAUAUAACCACACUCCAAGCAAUCAUUCGUGGCGCAUUGCAACGCAUGCAUGUUGGUCAUCAAUAUGAACAGACUCGUGAGGCCGAAGGUGCUGUGACAUCACUCCAAGCAAUCAUUCGUGGCGCAUUGCAACGCAUGCAUGUUGGCCAUCAAUAUGAACAAACUCGUGAGGCCGAAAGUGAUAUCAUAUCACUCCAAGCAAUCAUUCGAGGUGCCUUGCAACGUAAGCAAAUGGAAACUCACUCUCAAGAAGUGAAGCAAGUUGGCAGUAGUAUCAAGUCGCUUCAAGCUGCCAUCCGCGGUACCUUGCAAAGGAGGAAGAUGAAUGCCCACUCUCACGAGGUGAAGCAAAUUGACAGCACCGUCAAUCCACUCCAGGCUGUCAUCCGAGGAUCGCUUGCCCGUCAGAAUUUGUCCCACAUGAAGGCUCUACUAACAAAUGAGUCCUCGCAAAUCACCCACAUUCAAUCGAUUGUCAGAGCAUUGAUUGCCAGAGAACGUCAAACUUUGUUAUUGCAAGCGCUGGAAGAAACCGAAGACGAGUGUGCUGCACUGCAAGCGAUAGCACGCGCCGGUGCUGUGAGGAAGAACACGUCGGCCAUUCGUACCGAGCUUGCGGCGCAUCUCUUGCCAGUGAUAAACCUCCAGGGACUUCUUAGGGCACAAGCUUUGAGAGCCUCGUUGGAAGCCCAGAGGACUGCAUUGUUCAACGAAGAACCCGCCAUCUUGGAACUACAGUCUCAAUCACGCGGCUUCAUUCACAGGCAACAUCUCCUUGAGCAACAAAAUGAACUGGAGCAGGAAGAAUAUGCCAUUGUUGAUUUGCAAGGCCUCGCCCGUGCCGCUAUCUCGCGGAUGGAGGUGGGUGGUAUAUUGUCUCACCUUGAGGAGAACGAGGAAGAAGUUGUUCAGCUUCAAUCUUUAGCCCGGGCAAUGCUUGUGCGAGUUGAAGUUGGCGAGAUGCUGAGUGAUCUCGAAGUUGAGGAGGACUUCGUUACAGACUUACAAGCACGCAUGAGAGGACUCAUUAUCCAGAACCGAUUUGAAGAAAGACGACAACAUUAUAACGAGAACAUGGAGAAGGUUAUCAAGGCUCAGAGUGUUAUCCGAGCCCGGAUUCAAGGCCAAGCUUAUAAGAGCCUGACAAGUGGAAAGAACCCACCUGUUGGGACCGUCAAAGGCUUUGUGCACCUUCUCAACGAUAGUGAUUUCGAUUUUGAUGAAGAGAUCGAAUUUGAGCGUUUGCGAAAAGUGGUUGUUCAGCAAGUUCGACAGAAUGAGCUUGCUGAGCAAUACAUCAGUCAACUUGACAUCAAGAUUGCUCUCCUUGUCAAGAACAAGAUCACUCUGGAUGAAGUUGUCAAGCAUCAAAAGCACUUCGGUGGGAACAUUGGCAACUUGCUAUCCAACACUGAAAUUUCUUCCAAGGAUCCUUACGACCUCAAAGCGCUUAACAAGACCUCAAGGAGGAAGCUGGACCAAUAUCAGGUCUUUUUCUUCCUUCUUCAAACUCAAUCACAAUACCUUGCCCGAUUAUUCCGGCGAUUGCGCGAGGUCAACACCUCAGACAAGGAAUAUGAGCGGAUCCGGCACUUGAUGAUGGGUCUCUUUGGAUAUUCUCAGAAACGACGUGAGGAGUAUUACCUCAUCAAACUCAUUGCGAGAUCAGUCAAAGAGGACAUUGAAAGCUUCAGAUCUCUUCCCGAAUAUCUGCGCUGUACAUCCUUCUGGAACAAGCUUUUCGCGUCAUAUGCAAAGUCACCACGCGAUCGAAAGUUUAUGCGCGACGUCUUAGGGGCUGUCGUCAAGGAGGCUGUUGUCGAAAAUCCAGAUCUUGAUUUGGAGAGCGACCCGAUUCAAAUUUACCGUUCCGCAAUCAACAACGAGGAGCUCCAGACCGGCCAACGAAGCCGCCGACAACCGGACCUCCCCAGAGAGGAGGCGAUCAGAGACCCUGAGACUAGAGAGACAUUUAUCAAACACCUCCAAGAUCUCAGAGACAUCGUUGAUCAGUUAUUCUUGGGCUUUGAAGAUCUCCUGUAUCGCAUGCCCUUUGGUAUUAGAUAUCUUGCCCAGCAGAUGUACCAAAAUCUACUGGAAAAGUUUUCCGGCGAGGACCAAGGAUUUAUUCUUCAAACAGUCGGCCAUUGGGUAUGGAAAAAUUACUUCCAGCCUGCUGUGCUGGAGCCAGAGAAGUAUGGUGUCAUCGACAGGGCUCUUACCCAGGAACAAAAGCGCAACCUCGGAGAAAUUUCCAAGGUUGUGGCUCAAAUAGCUUCUGGAAGGCUGUUCGGCGCUGAGAACGUCUAUCUCCAACCCCUAAAUAGCUAUAUCGCGGAGUCGAUCCAGCGUUUAGGGCGCAUAUGGGGCCAGAUGAUCUCUGUCCAAGCUGCAGAGUCUUAUUUCGACAUUGAUGAAUUCAAUGAUCUCUAUGCCAAGGCCAAACCCACCCUGUACAUCAAGAUGUCUGAUAUCUUCUCGAUUCAUCAACUUGUGGCCUCGGAGAUCAACCAUAUGUGCCCCCACCCUGAUGACUUCCUCAAGGAACUCGUCCGAGAACUUGGCAAUGUCAAGAGUAACGAAAAUGCAUUGAUGGGCGUCAGCUCUACCGAGAUUAAUCUGACACUGAAUCCUAAAUUGGCUCAGCUUGAGGACCCCGAAGCAGACGUGAAGACCCUCUUCAUGGAGACUAAGCGCUGCAUUCUCUACAUCAUCCGAGUCCAGACCGGGGCUAACUUGAUGGAUAUCAUGCUCAAGUCACCGACACCCGAGGACGAUGAGCGGUGGCACAAUUUGGUUCGGGAAGAACUGAACACCGGCAGCCCUCGCCGCGGCGCCUAUUCUGAAGCCAAUAGCUUGAUUGACAUUGGCUCCAUGAGCUAUUCCGAGCUCAAGGGCAUUGCGCUCGAAAAUAUCCUUCGACUUGAACAGAGUGGCAAGAUUAAUCGCCACAACCAUUAUCAGGAUUUGCUGAACGCCAUCGCCAUCGAUAUCCGGACCAAACACCGCCGGAGAAUCCAGCGCGAACGCGAACUCGAGGGUGCUCGUCUGACCUCUCAGCGUCUCAGUGGCCAAGCUGUCUACCUGGACCAGCAGCUCAAGACCUACAACGACUAUAUCGAGCAGGCCAUGAUUACCUUACAGAACAAGAAGGGCAAGAAGCGGUUCCUGCUGCCGUUCACAAAACAAUGGGAUCAUCAAAGAGAACUGCACAAAACAGGCAAGGUUUUCAAGUUUGGAUCUUACAAAUACUCCGCCCGUACUCUGGCCGAUCGAGGGGUUCUCGUUGCUUGGAAGGGUUACUCUGAACGACAAUGGGAUCGGGUCGACUUGACCAUCUCAAGUAACGAAGUUGGUGUAUUCACCAUUGACGGGAGCAGUGGCGUCAUGAUGAUUCCUGGCGCCAAUGCACAGGUACCGCUGGACGACUUGCUGCAGGCUCAAUUCAACAACACGCAGUUCAUGGACUUUUUCGAGGGACAGAUGCGAGUCAAUGUUAACCUCUUCUUGCAUUUGAUCAUGAAGAAGUUCUAUAAUGAAUGA